UUUAAAUUAUCUGAUAAAAAUAUAAGAUAAUGUCAUAUAUAAUAGAUGCUUUUGCUCUGAUUCUUUCACAAAUUCAACAUAUAACGAGAGUUUUAGUCCACCAAAUUUUUAUUUUUGUUUUCCUUCUUCUUUUAACUUUCUUUUCUUCUACUCCUUCCACUUCUACUUCACCCCCUUCUCCUUUUCGCACCUUUUUCUUCUUGCUCCCCCUUGUUAUGUCUCAACUUCCCUUUACUCAACUCUCUCACCUAAAAUUUUUCUCUUUCUUCCUCUCUCACCACCCCAACCUCUACAAAAGGAAAAAAGGGCUUGUAGUUGUAGUACUGCUCAAGAAACAGAAGAAGAAGAUGAAACAAGUUAGAAAUUUUGGGACAAUGAGUAUAAGGAUUCUCAGGAGUUUUUACAUAUUCAUUCAACUUUCUUGUCUUCUUAUCUUUUCAGGUUCAAAUGCUAGACAUACAAGACUAGUAAGACAGAAUUCCAAGUUCAUUUUCAGUAGCCAAAAGGACAUCACAACUCCAAUAACAACAGUUCCAACUGGAACUCCUCUAACCACUACUCCCAUUACAACCACUCCAGUACUGAAUCCAACAAUCUCGGAUCCCGAUUCGAUCCCUAACGGCCCUUCCAAUCCAGUACUGACACCAUCCAUAACCAACUCCCCCGCAUCUUCAUCAAGCGCGAGCAGCUGGUGUGUCGCUAGCCAAGCUGCUUCGCAAACUACCCUGCAGGUCGCUUUAGACUAUGCUUGUGGAUAUGGUGGUGCUGAUUGUUCUGCCAUUCAGCCUAAUGGCAUCUGCUACAACCCCAACACGCUCCGCGCUCACGCUUCAUUUGCAUUCAACAGUUACUAUCAGAAAAAUCCAAUUCCUAAUAGCUGCAAUUUUGCUGGUGCUGCUGUUACAACCAACACUGAUCCUAGUAGUGGUUCAUGUCAAUAUCCAUCAACAAGCACGAGUGCAUCCAUUUUGAACACGACGAAUUCAAGUGGUUCAACAGUAUUUGGAGCAGGGCCAAUUACGCCGACUACUUCAUCAGCUGUCCCGCCAAAUAUCUUCCUGAAUUAUUACUGCCACAUUUUAAUUUAUCUUGUGAUACUACUAGCAGACUAUAAUCGAUGAAUCGUAACUUCCUCUGAAGCCAGUUUUUCCCUUGGCAAUUGUGGAGUACAACAUACUGCUGGCUGGAUAUAUAUAUAUAUAUACAAGAUUGAUCAGUUUACAGAAAUGGUGUGAUCAAUGAUGUCAAAUUGGUAACAAGUUGUUGCUUUUUAAAAUCAAUUUGCUGAAAUGACAUCUUGCUUUUUGGGAGAUAAAAAGAGUCGUGUGUAGAGCUGUAGAUGAAAGUGAGAAAUUUCUGCUUGAUUUGUAUUAUUGCUAGGUAGAAUCUAAGGUUUCUUGUAAGUUGUAAGUUUUGUAAAAUCAUAAACACUAAAUAGUUGUGUUGAUAUAAUAGCAUGAUAUAUUGCUUUUUGUUUU
Molecule: messenger RNA, 1478 nt
Organism: Capsicum annuum
Lineage: Eukaryota; Viridiplantae; Streptophyta; Magnoliopsida; Solanales; Solanaceae
Exons: 5
Coding region: 30-1121 (363 amino acids)
Source: RefSeq, a predicted model, not a curated record